GUGUGAGAUUAAGUGGGUUAUUUUAAUUAAAACCUUCUUCUUACCUGUGUGUUUGUCACAGGAGGAAUGGAUAUAGAUGCCGUGUUGGACAGUGAUGGUGAUGAAGACAGAAACAGAAGAGCCAGAGGCAACAGGAAGCCGCCCAGACCUCGCAGGAGGCAGGCGGAAAGCGAGGAGGAGAGUGAAGAAGAGGACGAAACUCCCAGGAGGAGAAAGGCCAAGAAGAAAGCCAAGGAGGAGAGCGAAGAGGAAAGUGAGGAGGAGGAGAAGAAAGGUCGGAAAAGGGGUGGCAAAAGGGCUGCCGGAAGAAAGAAGAAUACGAAGGAUGAGGACAGCGAGGAGGAGAGUGAGGAGGAACGAGGGAACAAGAGGAGGGGUGGAAAAGGAGCCAGCAAACAGGUGAAAGAGGAUCAGAACAACAAGGAGAAGAAAGGGCGAACAAAGGGGUCAGAAAAAGGGGGGAAUGACAAAGACAAAGACAAGAAGAAGGGGAAGGACAGCAGUUCGUCGAAUGAGGAUGAUGAAGAGGAUGAGUCGAUGUCCGAGGGCGAGAUGGCCGCUCUGAAGGAAGAGGUGGAGGAGAAGAAGAAGGAAAUCAUCAUACUGCGGAACAAGCCAUGGCGCAUGAAGAGGAGGCUCAAGGCUCUGAAGGAGGCCCAGGCGUUUGUGGAAAAGUUUGAAGGAGCUCUGGGGAAAGGUAAAGGAAGGAAACUGUAUGCAUUCAAAGUUAUGAUGGCAAAGAAAUGGAUCAAGUUCAAAAGAGACUUUGACAAUUUCAAGACCGCCUGCAUUCCUUGGGAGAGGAAGAUAAAAGAAGUUGAAAGUCACUUUGGGUCCUCAGUAGCUUCUUACUUCAUCUUUCUGCGAUGGAUGUAUGGCCUGAAUCUCAUACUUUUUGGAUUCAUCUUUGGACUAGUUAUUAUCCCUGAGCUCCUAAUGGGGCUUCCUCAGGGAUCCAUACCUCGAAAGACGGUUCCGCGGGCAGAGCAAGCUAAGGCUAUGGACUUCUCCGUCCUCUUCGAAUUUGGUGUGAGCGCUUCAUUCAACGACUCUCUGUGCAGGGGAUGGGGUUGGAGGGUCACCAUGAUAUUUGUUAUAGCUCUGCUCCUGUCAUUCUCCAUCAAAACCCCCCAUGUUGUGGCUUUGUCCAAACAGGGUUACUGUAAAUACUCUGUCCUGUUUUACGGCUACUACAAUGACAAGCGCACCAUAGGACUCCUGCAGUUCAGACUGCCUCUGUCCUACCUCCUGGUUGGCGUUGGGAUAUUUGGAUAUAGCCUGAUGGUUGUCAUCAGAACCAUGGCGAGGAAUGCCAACGAGGGGGGAGACGGAGCCGAGGACAGCGCUUUCACCUUCAGCUGGAAGCUCUUCACCAGCUGGGAUUACCUCAUCGGAAAUCCGGAGACUGCGGACAACAAGUAUGCCUCCAUCACCACCAGCUUCAAGGAGUCUAUUGUUGACGAACAGGAACAACAGAAGGACGAGAACAUUCACCUACGCAGGUUCCUCCGAGUCUUAGCCAACUUCCUUAUCCUCUGCAGCCUCGCAGGAAGUGGUUACCUCAUCUACUUCGUGGUCAAGAGGUCACAGGACCAACAGGAUGAUGCAGACCUUACAUGGUUUGAAAAAAACGAGGUUGAAUUUGUGAUGUCUCUUCUGGGUUUGGCGUGUCCACCUCUGUUUGAGACUAUUGCUGAGCUGGAGGACUAUCACCCUCGGAUAGCUCUGAAAUGGCAGCUUGGCCGAAUCUUUGCCCUCUUCUUGGGCAACCUCUACACCUUCCUGUUUGCUUUGUUUGAUGAAGUGCAAGAGAAGCUGGAGAAGGAGAAAGACAUCAAGAAUGCCACGGUUACGGCCAUCAAUGACUACUAUGCCAAUUACUCUAUGUACCACAACACGACUGACAUCCCACCUCCAGCAUUUGAACCUGCUGAUGUUAUUAGAGGACCCUGCUGGGAGACUGGUGUUGGCAUAGAAUUUGUGAAGCUUACAGUGUCAGAUAUUCAGGUGUCAUAUCUGACCAUCUUGAUCGGAGACUUCUUGAGGGCUGUGAUCGUACGUUUCCUCAACUACUGCUGGUGCUGGGACCUGGAGGCUGGAUUUCCAUCGUAUGCAGAGUUUGACAUCAGUGGCAAUGUGCUUGGGCUCAUCUUCAACCAAGGAAUGAUCUGGAUGGGAGCAUUCUAUGCCCCGGGCCUGAUCGGGAUCAACGUCCUGCGCCUCCUCAGCUCUAUGUACUACCAGUGCUGGGCCGUGAUGAGCUGCAACGUCCCCCACGCCAGGGUCUUCAAGGCCUCGGGCUCCAACAACUUCUACAUGGGCCUCCUUCUGCUGGUGCUCUUCCUCAGCCUGAUGCCUGUCAUCUACACCAUCAUGACCCUCUCUCCAUCUUUCGACUGUGGACCGUUCAGUGGGAGGGAGAAUAUGUAUGAUGUAGUCAUUGACACGAUAGACAGGGACCUGCCUGAAUUCAUGGGAACCAUCUUCAGCUACGCGACCAACCCCGGCCUCAUCAUGCCUGCCGUGCUGCUUAUGGUGUUGGCACUCUAUUACCUGAAUGCUGUGUCAAAAGCUUACCAGCAAGCUAACCUGGACCUGAAGAAAAAAAUGCAAAUGGCCAGAGAUGAGGAGAAGAAUCGCAGAAAUAACAAAGCCAGCACCAACCAGGUCAUGAAAGACCUGGAGGACCUGAUGCCCAAAAAGUCACUCAAUCCCCCACCUGAACCUGAUGAGCCAGCAGAACCCACCAAAGAGCAGGCUAAAGGCAAGUCCCCAAAGUUGUCAGGGAAACCAGGCACAGCCAAUGGAAAAGGAGUAAACUUGCAAAAAGAGGUCUCAUUGGCUGCAGCAAACCCCCGGGGACCCAUAACCCAACCUCCAGGACCCAGGGGUUCGAUACCAGGCAAUCGUAGAGGUCCUUCACCUGGACCGGGCAGAGGACGAGGAAGAGAAGGCCCUCCCAGAAACUAGUUUUUUUAACAGAGAAAUACACAAAGUAACUUUAACAACCGUCUACACAUGUAGUUCACAUCCACUGCAAACACACCAAACCCACACGUGUGUCAUGAAGGGUUUCUUUUAAGUGCACAUAUUGCUCUAUCUGUUCAUUUGUAUUUUUGUACAUAAUUAAACGUAUUAAGUCUUAA
Molecule: messenger RNA, 3146 nt
Organism: Clupea harengus (Atlantic herring)
Lineage: Eukaryota; Metazoa; Chordata; Actinopteri; Clupeiformes; Clupeidae
Gene: tmc2b
Product: transmembrane channel-like 2b
Biological process (GO): detection of mechanical stimulus involved in sensory perception of sound; vestibular reflex
Cellular component (GO): plasma membrane
Molecular function (GO): mechanosensitive monoatomic ion channel activity
Source: RefSeq, a predicted model, not a curated record